AUGAAGGAACAUCAUAGUGGGUUAAAAGCUAUCUUCAAAAAGGAGUUAUCUCCAGCUAAUUCAAACUCAUCCUCUUCUAACACUGACCCAUCAGCUUCUCAUUCCAAGUUAUCAAAGUUUUUCCACCAUCAUAGAGACAAAGAUGAGCCAAGUACGGAGCCAUCAUCAAGGAAUACAUCUCCACAUGGUAAGCAACAACAUCCACCUGCACCUUCACCAGCAAUUGGAGACGGUCCAAAGAGAACAUCAUCAGCACUUUCUUUGAGGCGGAGGAACACUAAUCCUUUGAAUUCAACUGCAAACGGAAGAGAUAGAGCUGCUUCUGAAUUACAACACCCCAAACCACAACAUGUUUCGGCAGCAACUCCCAAUAAAAAAAUGACCAAAGCUGAAACUUUGGCUCAUUUCCAACAAAUGGAUAAUAGAAAUAAAGCAACACAACACUUGAGGAGUAGUAGGGUGCCAUCAGCUCAUAAUUUAACUAGCCAAUCACCAGCUCUUGACACCCCCUCGCCCAAUCAUGAGAAAAUUGUUUACAACCCAUAUGGAAUGAAAAAAACUCCGUCACAAGAGCCCAAGAGGAAUACAAGUUUCUACCUUUCGGGUAAUAACGACGGUGAAAGGAUUGUCGCUAACCCUGUUGCUAAUCCCAAUGAUUAUCUUCCACCUGAUUUACAACAGCCUCAUGUCAAUUUGCUAGAAGACUUUGAAAUCGAUGUCAGCAAUAAGAAAUUAGGUGAUGGUGGUUCUUCUGACGUUCGGAUUAUAAAUUCUCGUCAUAACAAACGCCAGUUAUAUGCAUUAAAGAAAUUUACCAUGUUGAGUAAAGAAACCGAUGAAGAGUUUUACAAACGAGUACUGAAGGAAUAUAUCAUACAAAAGAAAUGUUCUAAAUCAAGGCAUGUUGCUGAUGUAUUGGCAAUACUACGUAUACAAAGUCAAGCUAAUUUAACUCGUGGUUGGGGUGUUGUUAUGGAAUAUUGUAAUGGUGGUGAUUUAUUUUCACUCAUUGUUCGACCUGGAUGGAAGAAAUCACCAUUGAAUGAAAAAUAUUGUCUUUUCAAACAAAUUGCCUAUGGAUUGAAAUUCAUCCAUGAAUGUGGCAUUGCUCAUCGUGAUUUGAAACCGGAAAAUGUGUUGCUCGAUGCCAAUGGUAUGGCCAAAUUGUGCGAUUUUGGUGUUAGUACUUAUCAACAUGAAACACCCGGUGAUUUCAAUAGUCCUGUCAAGUUGUCAACAGCAUAUGUUGGAUCCCCACCUUAUUCUCCGCCUGAAGUUAUGCUUUUAAAGGAUAAAUCAGCAUCAGAAGCAAAGAAUUUUGCUUACGAUAUGUUCAAAUCUGAUGACUGGGCAUUAGGAAUGCUUUUGUUCUGUCUUGUAUAUGGAGGUGUGCCAUUCCAGCAAUCGACCCCACUAGACCAUGCUUUUAGGGACUACACAUUCAAUCACAAGAGGUUUUGUAGCGAUCAUCAAAAUUUUAAAAACAACAAGGGAUUCAACAAAGGACCUGGUGUUGAGUUUAAAAUGGCGGCUAAAUUUGAAAGUACUGGUGCGUCAAGAGUUGCAUGGAAAUUAUGUGAUCCAUCUGUUUCAACUAGGUACGAUUUGGACUUGUUAUUUGAAGACCCUUGGUUCCAAGCUGUUGAGAUGUGUAUUUAUGAAGAUCCUGAUCAAGAGGUGAAUCCGUUUGUGUUACCAGGAACCGGAGAAACCCCUGGUUCAGGUACAUCAUCGGGCUACAAUUCACAAACACCAUCAAGAAAGGGAACUUUCAUUAGGCAAAAGGGAACCGCCAAUGGAGAUGGUUAUGCUAGCCAUGAUGAGAAUAACAACCUUAGUGGGUCAUUGCGAAGUAUGUUGGAUUUGACCGAUGCAUCAGAAAAGAAUAACAACAAUGGUGUAAGAAACAUUUCGUCAAGUAAUGCUUCACUUCAUUCAAAUGAAAAUAAUGUAUUGCCACGUACGAAAUCAAUGCUUGAUUUUGAUCAUCAACAAGCAUCAUCCAAACAGCUCCCACAACAACAAUUCUCGUCGUCAAAUUCGUCGCCACAACAGCAACCACAACAACUGUUUACUUCGGACCAUUCACUAAAUAAUGGUAAUCUACCGGCGUUAGAAGAGAGUGAUAUUGAACACGAGCCUGAAUUGGAUGCAGCUCAAAAACAAGAUAAACUCGAACAACAACAUAUUGAGCAUCAAUUACAAAUUGAACAACAACAACAGUAUGAGCAACAACGAGGGCUUGAAGAGAAACAACGUGAGGAGAAGUUGCAACAACAACCAGAUUCAUCAUUAGAAAAUGACAAUGAGAGAAGAGGAUCGCCAUCUUCUUUAAAUCAUGACACAUCUGCACCUCAAAACGAUCCAUCAAGUUUCAAAUUACCCCCAAGUAGACAUGACACAUCAAAUACAUCAAAUUCAGCCGUGACUGAAGAAGAAGAUGAUGCCAGUUGUCAUUCAUUAUCUGAUAUCAAACGACACCAUGGACAUAUUUUGCGUAGUGUUAGUAAUUUGAAAUUGGAAGCGGAUGGAACUUGUGAUUUAGGUUAUAAGUUGAAGAGACACCAUCAUAAUGAUGUUAGUAAUGCUAAUAGUGUUGGUCGGAGAUAA
Molecule: messenger RNA, 2610 nt
Organism: Lodderomyces orthopsilosis Co 90-125
Lineage: Eukaryota; Fungi; Ascomycota; Pichiomycetes; Serinales; Debaryomycetaceae
Gene: PTK2
Product: protein kinase
Exons: 1
Coding region: 1-2610 (869 amino acids)
Biological process (GO): intracellular signal transduction; protein phosphorylation
Cellular component (GO): nucleus
Molecular function (GO): ATP binding; protein serine/threonine kinase activity
Source: RefSeq, a predicted model, not a curated record